CCGACUCCACUUCACUGAGUUCACUCCCCACACACACUGCAUUCAAAACGCAACUCUCUCCUUCUGCAAAGAGAGAGAGAGAGAGAGAGAGAGAUGGCAAUUCCUUUCUCUAUUUCCCAUAUUACCCCUCUCACUUUUACUUUUUUAUUCCUCCUGCUCUCUUCAUCCACCACCAUCACCACCGCCGUUGACGUCACUACUCUCCUCUCCUCCUUCCAAAACCUUUCCUCAUUUUCUUCUCUUCUAUCCUCCACGUCCGUCGCCACUGACCUUACCCAGCGCAAUUCCAUCACUCUCCUUGCCGUCACAAACCCCUAUCUUUCUUCCUCCUCUGACCUCACCCACCGCCUCUCUCAAUCCUCCCUCGCCGACCUUCUACGCUACCAUGUCCUCCUCCGCUACUUCUCCUGGUCUGACCUCCAGAAGAUCCCCCCGUCUGGUGUCCUCGUCACCACGCUCCUCCAGACCACCGGCCGUGCCCCAUCCAACUUCGGCUCCGUUAACAUUACCCGCAACCCUAUUACUAAUUCCAUCACGGUUCAAUCCCCUGCCCCCUAUUCCCCCUCAAAUGCCACCGUUAUAUCCCUAAUCAAAACCCUCCCUUAUAACAUCACCAUACUCGCUGUUAAUUCCCUCCUCGUCCCCUACGGCUUCGAUCUAAUGGCCUCCGACACUCGCCCUCCUCCCAACCUAAACAUCACCAAAGCCCUAAUCGACGGCCACAAUUUCAAUGUCGCCGCAUCCCUGUUGGCCGCAUCUGGCGUUGUUGAAGAAUUCGAGGCAGAUGAAGCAGGGGCUGGGAUCACUCUGUUCAUCCCCACGGACCUCGCAUUUGCAGAUCUACCUGGAACGGUGAAAUUGCAGAGUCUUCCGGCGAAACUGAAAGCUGUGGUGCUGAAAUUCCACGUUCUUCAUUCAUAUUACCCUCUGGGUUCACUAGAAUCAAUUGUAAAUCCCGUGCAACCCACAUUGGCUACGGAAGACAACGGAGCCGGAAGCUACACCCUCAACAUUUCAAAGGUUAAUGGAUCAGUCGCGAUCAAUACCGGUAUCGUUCAGGCUUCCGUGACGCAGACUGUGUUCGACCAAAAUCCGGUGGCGAUUUUUGGGGUAUCAGAAGUACUUUUGCCGAGGGAAAUUUUCGGGAACGAUCCCUCCGUAAUUACUCCGAAGCCGGGAAAUGAGGGGGAGGGGACAGCUCCCUCGCCGGAUAUUUCACUCUCACCGGAGAAUUCCCCGGGACUGAGUGGACCAGCCUCCCAUCUGUCAUCACCGCCUGGGUUUCGCGAAGAGAUUCGAUCAGACGGUAAUAGAUAUCGGGUGCACAGCUACAUUAUUGCGCUCUGUUGUAUGGUAUUACAUUCAAUGGAACUACACAGAGAAUCUAUUCUGUACCUGUUUGGAUUACGAUGGGUAUGGGUUGGAUUUUUUAUUUAGUUGCCAUUAUGGAAAGGUCAUUAGUGGGUGACAGCCGGCAGUGGGGUCCGUCGGGUAGAGGCGGCUCCCGUCCGUCGGAACCGGAUUGGAAAGGCAUUGUACGGCCGGAUGUAGGGGUACCGCCGUGCCGGUCCCUCCACUUCAAAGAAUUUUUGUUCCUUGGAAAAAACAAAGGCUAAUCAUGCAACCUUGGGCUUUUGUUUUUCAUCCUAAACUCAUCACGUAUACAGGAUGGGCACAAUGUCAUAUUUUAAGGUCUCCUUUUUCAUAUUAAAGCCCAAGGUUUUAUGCUAUUUUGGGCCAACAGAUUACACAUAGUUAGGCCCAACAUUUUGCAAAUUUGAAACUCAUAUGAUGUAAACAUUGCGAAGAUCAUUGGAGGCCCAAAUCUUUCCCUCUGUCGUGGCAGCUGCAGUCUAGAGUUCAUAGUCGACAACCCAAUAGCUCUGCUCUACUGCCUAAUUUUCAAGUUUUCAAUGCCAUAAUUUCUUUCUGAAAAUUUGAUGACUGCUUAAAGGAGAUGAUAGUUGGGCGGAAAAGGGAAAAGAACGCCGUUAUGAUUGAUUCUUU
Messenger RNA from Rubroshorea leprosula, 2007 nucleotides. The record is from the annotation of a GenBank genome assembly. NCBI's taxonomy places the organism in Eukaryota, Viridiplantae, Streptophyta, Magnoliopsida, Malvales, Dipterocarpaceae.